AUGGAUAGUAUGAAUAGAGAAGAUUGGUUAUUAUGGCAAUUCGCGGAUUCAGCAUUACCUACAGGUGGAUUUGUGGCUUCAUCAGGAUUAGAAGUGGCCAUACAAACAGGAUACGUUAAAGACUCCGAUUCAUUAUCAUUAUUCUUAUCGUCAAGCAUUGAAAAUUAUGCUUAUUCCGCUUUACCUUUUGUAACUGAUUCCUGGCAAGUUCUCUUUGAAACAUCUAAUGAAGAUGUAAUUUUGGAAAGUAUCAUAAAGUUGGAUCAUUUGUAUGAAGCAUGUACAAGCAAUGUUAUUACUAAACGUGCUUCAAAAGCCCAAGGGGUUGCCAUGUUAACUUUAUUUAGUAAAUCAUUUGGUGAAGAAUUUGGUAAUGAGGGCAGAAAAGUUGGGGAUAAAGUUGUUGAUAGAUUGAAGUUUGAAGUUAGAAAAGAGAAUACAUUUGGUCAUUUACCUAUUACCUUUGGAUUGGUUUCCAAGUGUCUUGGAAUCAGUUUAGAACGCGCUCAACAAUUAUUCCUCUUUCUUUUCUCUCGGGCUGCUUUGUCUGCUGCCGUCCGCUUAAAUAUUGUUGGACCUUAUUAUUCUCAAAGAAUGUUAACUAAAUGUCAAACUUUCGUUGACACCUCGCUCAAAAAAACAUAUAAUAUUAAAGCUGACGAUGCCGCACAGACUUCUCCCAUUCUUGACAUUUUACAGGAAACAGAUACGAAAACGUUAUACUCAUGCCUUUUCGUAAAUCGAACGUGGUGCAUGAAUAUUAUUCCUUUUAUUUGGAAAAAACCUUUUAAAAUUUCAAAGAAUAUCGAAAAACUUGUACCCAUCUUCUUUUCAUUUCUUAAUGAUGAAACAAAAGAAUUUCUUCAAGUACAAAAUCAAAAUCUUGACAUCCCAUAUACACUUCUAUUUGAUUACCCCUGUUACAUCAAGGAAAUGCAUUUUGGUAGCAUUAAUUAUUCCAUUGAAAAAUGGAUCGAUGAGAAUAGAAUUAUUAGACCCACUUUAUGUGAUGAUUACUUUACAAAAAAUGAAUCAUCUUACAAUUAUAAUUUUAUAAGAUUUGUUUCAAAAGUCAACAAGUCGGAACGAAUCGAAAUACUUAAAUUAUGCGAGCAUGGUAAUGAAUACCAAUAUAACUCGAUUAAGAUAUUAUUUUAUCAAUCUUUAUUAUUUUCCACACCUAAAAUUGAGAAUCGUUUAAAAAACCUUCAAAAAUUGAUAUGCAUGGAAAAUUGGUUUAGGGAAGAAAUAUUCAUCAAGUUAUCAAAUAUCUCUAACAAUAUUAAAUACAUUCAUGUUGAUAUUGAUGUGUACAAUCCAACAUUAAAAGACAAAGAAAGCUUUACUAAAUUAAUUAAGUCUCAAAAUAAUUUGGAAAAGAUCAUUAUCUCUUGUUAUAAUACGCAAAAUUAUAUCGAUGAAUUUAUGAAAGCAUUAAUUAAUCAUACUCAUUCCUUAAAAUCAAUUAAUCUUGAAUUUGGAAAGAUUAAAGAAAAUAAUUCCUUGAGUUUUUUAAAGAAUUGUUUUAAACUUGAGGAAUUAAUCUUAAAUAGAUUAGAAUUAGCUUAUGAUUAUGUUGAAUUAUUAUUUGAAAUCAUUUUACCUAAUCUUAAAAAACUUUACAUUCAUAACAU
This is a messenger RNA of Funneliformis caledonium, 1634 nucleotides long. NCBI's taxonomy places the organism in Eukaryota, Fungi, Glomeromycota, Glomeromycetes, Glomerales, Glomeraceae. The record is from the annotation of a GenBank genome assembly.